Pundamilia nyererei is the source of this 1828-nucleotide messenger RNA. It is a transcript of the gene lratd1, whose product is annotated as LRAT domain containing 1. The record is from RefSeq and is a predicted model, not a curated record. The transcript is spliced from 2 exons. Gene Ontology annotation, biological process: cell motility; cell morphogenesis. NCBI's taxonomy places the organism in Eukaryota, Metazoa, Chordata, Actinopteri, Cichliformes, Cichlidae. Bases 196 to 984 code for a protein of 262 amino acids.
GACAGCCGGACCGCACAGUGAGCGGUGCGAAGAGUAAGGGAUAAGAGUGAGAAGAAAGGGGAAAGGAACAAAAAGAAAGAAGGAGAGCAGGGGACUGCGCGGCCCUCUGUACUAAUGGACCACAAGGAUAUUUAACCGCUUGCCCUGGGAGCGCACAGACACCGCAGUCCAUGCCUCUCCCUUGCCAGGUCAUUGAUGGGAAAUCAACUGGAUCGGAUCACCCACCUCAACUACAGCGAACUGCCCACGGGGGAUCCGUCCGGGCUGGAGAAGGACGAGCUUCGAGUCGGCGUCGCCUACUUCUUCUCUGACGAAGAGGAGGAGGUGGACGACCGCACUCCGUCUGACUGCGGAUUCACCAAGGACCACAGCCCGACCGAGGAGGGACCCUUAUCGGUCAGCGAGGUGGAGUACUCGGCUUUCUGCUCCCAGGAAUGCAUCUUCUCCAAGCUGCGCGAGAACGAGGACUUGAAUGUGUACUCGGCCAAAACUUUGCUGACUAUGUGCAAACCGGGGGACCUGCUGGAGCUGGUGGCCACCGCGCAAGCCCCCCACUGGGUCAUCUUCGAGCAGGAUGACCAAAUCAUUCAUCUGCACAAGGGCGAAAUCCGCAAAGACAGCCUGCUUGAGAUCAGCAACGGCCGCCACGGGAGAAUAGUCAAUAAUCGUUACCGCUAUCGGCCGCUACCCCCUGACCUAGUGAUGCAGAACGCAGCGGGACACGUGGGCCUGAACAGCGAGGAGAUAUGCUGGACCAACUCGGAAAGUUUCGCUGCCUGGUGCCGCUUUGGGAAACGGGAGUUCAAAGCCGGGGGAGAAGCGCACUCAGCGGAGCAGCAGUACUUCCUCAAAGUGCAUCUGUCCGGCAGCGAGGUGCACACUCUGGUCUUUCGCAGCCUGGAGGACAUGAUCCGGGAGAGAAGGCGAGUAGACGCCAGUGGAAUUCUCAAAGAGCUCUCUCUGGUUAACGGGGGCAAGGAGUGAUCAGGGAUUCCGUUUGAUAUCGUCUCCUCCACCCGCCCUCCCUGCCUCCUCUUUGCCAAAGCGCACGGACGCACACUUUUGCGCACACAAUAACGUACUUUCACACAAGCACACGGACGCACACGUGCAAGGACCUGUUGGUGUUGGACUGUCUGUUUGUCACGGAUGGGGCCUGAGUUUUAUUUCUUUUCUUUUUUUCUGGACCAAAGGCGCCCUGUGGAAUUUCCAUCAAAAUACAGUGUUGAGAGAAAAGAGAGCGCGGCCAUAUAAACAGACAACGCCCAUUCUGGUUAGAAUUCGUGCUGAGUGGGACACACGAUUUCUAAGAAACUCAUUGUUCCCGAUAAGCGAAAUCACCUUUACAACCCCUCCCCACAUUGCGCGCACGGCUCGGUUUGGUUUCUGUUUAAUUUCUCGGGAUAAUGGAAUUGGCCCCUUCUGUAUAUAGGGUGCCUGCUGCAGCAGACCAGACGGUGAGACCGGCAGAAGGAGAGGGAGGGAGGGGUUGAAAGAUAGGAUUUGGGAUGGCUCUCGAGAAGUCUCCCUUCUAUUUUUUUACUGUUAGCUUUAAAACCUGGACAGACCACGACAUAGAUCCAAGCCACAAAUUCACAGACAGUCCUAGCUGAUUACGCAGUUGCCUAAACAAAACAUUUUGGCUUGACCAAGCUCCCCUGUUGCCAUAUCAAAAGUAUUGUCAUUUUCACAAUGCUGUCAUCCUGCUCCACAGCACUGGAUGUAUGUGUAAAUUGUGUUCAUAUACUGAUUUCGAUUUGAGUCCCUUAUUUUUGUAUUUCAGUUUAGUGGAUUUAACCCUGAUCUCUCUUUUUUUUUUUUUUUUUUU